Molecule: messenger RNA, 1545 nt
Organism: Cercocebus atys (sooty mangabey)
Lineage: Eukaryota; Metazoa; Chordata; Mammalia; Primates; Cercopithecidae
Gene: DECR2
Product: 2,4-dienoyl CoA reductase 2, peroxisomal
Exons: 9
Coding region: 243-977 (244 amino acids)
Biological process (GO): fatty acid catabolic process
Molecular function (GO): 2,4-dienoyl-CoA reductase (NADPH) activity
Source: RefSeq, a predicted model, not a curated record
GCGGGGCUCCCGGUUUCAGGAAAGCGUUCGCCGCUUCGACCGGGGUCCCGGAGGCCAAGGCAGCUCCGCCCGCUGCCCCGCAGUCCUCGCCGCGAGCGUCAUGCCCAGCCCGCCGCCCGACGUGGAGGGACCGACUGGUCUCCCGCUACCGUCACCUCUUCUGCCCGGACCUGCUGCGGGACAAAGUGGCCUUCAUCACAGGUGGCGGCUCUGGGAUUGGGUUCCGGAUUGCUGAGAUUUUCAUGCGGCACGGCUGCCACACGGUGAUCGCCAGCAGGAGCCUGCCACGAGUGCUGAUGGCCGCCAGGAAGCUGGCUGGGGCCACUGGCCGGCGCUGCCUCCCUCUCUGUAUGGACGUCCGAGCACCCCCAGCUGUGAUGGCUGCCGUGGACCAGGCUCUGAAGGAGUUUGGCAGAAUUGACAUUCUCAUUAACUGUGCGGCUGGGAACUUCCUGUGCCCCGCCGGCGCCUUGUCCUUCAACGCCUUCAAGACCGUGAUGGACAUCGACACCAGCGGCACCUUCAAUGUGUCUCGCGUGCUCUAUGAGAAGUUCUUCCGGGACCAUGGAGGGGUGAUCGUGAACAUCACUGCCACCCUGGGGAACCGGGGGCAGGCGCUCCAGGUGCAUGCAGGCUCUGCCAAGGCUGCUGUGGACGCGAUGACACGGCACUUGGCAGUGGAGUGGGGUCCCCAGAACAUCCGCGUCAACAGCCUCGCCCCUGGCCCCAUCAGUGGCACGGAGGGGCUCCGGCGACUGGGUGGCCCCCAGGCCAGCCUGAGCACCAAGGUCACUGCGAGCCCGCUGCAGAGGCUGGGGAACAAGACCGAGAUUGCCCACAGCGUGCUCUACCUGGCCAGCCCUCUGGCUUCCUAUGUGACGGGGGCUGUGCUGGUGGCCGAUGGCGGGGCAUGGUUGACGUUCCCAAACGAUGUCAAAGGGCUGGCGGAUUUCGCAUCCUUCUCUUCUAAGCUCUAGGAUUCUUCCAGCCACUGCUUCCCUCUGCCUCACAGCCAGGUGGAGAGCACCAGUCUGAACCAGCAAUGCCCGUAGCCCAGCCCCUCCUCCGGACACUCAGCUAUUUCUGCACUCUCCCUCCCCAUGGUCCCAACUCCAGGGCAGGAGCAACUGGACAGUGGGCCUGGCCCAUGGAGCUGCCAUGCCGGUGUCUGAGGGCCAGGUGCCACGCAGGUAGUGCAGGUGCAGACAAGAUACUGAGAUGUCCCCUGCCCCGUGGUCAAGGCUGUCCUGCCUGCCUGGGUCCAGGGCCUGAGGGAGCCACAUGGAUCCUGAGACUUGUGUUCUCUUGGCUGAAAACACUGAGGUGCUCCCGUCCGUGCGUGGCCCAUGAGCUGGGACGGGCCUCAGGCUGCCCACAAGGUCCGCCCCUCUGUCUCUGCACCACCUGUUUGCAUAAACACACUUUGCUACAAUCUUGCUAGAUAGUGCAUUUUCUUAAAAGAUAAUCUAUUUACUGUAAAAAUAAACUGGACUUUGCAAAAGCUUUUAGAAGGAAAAGAGCAUUAAAGAGAAUUGCUGGUAACCC